Dreissena polymorpha is the source of this 3765-nucleotide messenger RNA. Its product is annotated as GPI transamidase component PIG-S-like. Gene Ontology annotation, cellular component: GPI-anchor transamidase complex. Lineage: Eukaryota; Metazoa; Mollusca; Bivalvia; Myida; Dreissenidae. The record is from RefSeq and is a predicted model, not a curated record. Gene Ontology annotation, biological process: attachment of GPI anchor to protein. The transcript has 15 exons. The coding region runs from base 60 to 1685 and encodes 541 amino acids.
AACUAGUCGUAUGUAACCUGUACUGUAUGAACUGUCGGGCAUAGUAUUUAGCGAUAAAAAUGGUUGACAAGGAAGCCGAUAAGAAAACCAAUGUGUAUGCAGCAGUUGGAGUAGGUUUUGUGUGUUUGGUGGUCGGUCUGCCUUUAUGGUGGAAAACCACAGAAGUCUACAGAGUCAGUCUACCUUACUCCGAUAUAGACACACUAGCUGGCACCAAGAUUCAGUACACCGUGGACAUUAUUGUUAAAAGUUUUCUGAAGACCUCUUCCGAAAAGGACUUGGCUGUGUUGUCAAGGAAUCUGCUGGAUCAGCUAGGUGGCAAGCAAGACGCUCUCGUGAAAUCCUAUUAUCGAACAAUAGUCAAAGCAGCUAGUACUGAGGAACUUCAAUUCCUGGAGAAAAGUGCAUCUCUAAAAGAGCUAGACUCGCUUUUAAGCAACAAUGAAGGCCAAAGUAAGCCAAAUAAAUACUCCGUUUUCAUUCUUCCAAGGAAUUCACGAAUCUCCAUCAGUAAACCUACGUUUGGAUGUCGCAGAAAUGUUUUCAUUCCAGAGCCAGAAAAAGAUUUCCCAGGUGUUGCAGUAACUAUAGCCCACCUCGUGAAAGAUUCCCUAGUCAGAGAGUCAACAGUUCUUAAAAGAUAUAAGACAGCCAGGGGGACUCGAAAUUUGAAGCCUGAUAAGGAGACAAUGCGGUCAGUGCGGUUCAGCUCCGGGUAUGAUGUGACCUUGACCUUGGUCAGCCCUAGACCAGACAUACUGGACGUGCAGUGGGACGCAAAGUCGGGCAUCAGUGCGUAUUUGACUCCGUUUGUGUUGAGGAUGUCCAACUACACGAGCAUUGUUGUGAAGUCUCAGGUGUUGUUCUUCACCAAGCUGCACACGAAGCCAAAGAAGGAGAACAACGAGUUUUACUUCACACCAGAUGACCUGCCACACAUGAUAAACCCGCUUGAAGCAAAACUGGGUUCACCUGCCUCCACCAAUCCAGAGCUGAAUUUCCUGGUGUACGUUCCCAGUAGGAGUGAAUAUCCCCUCUACAUCCAUGAUGCACAAGGUACCAAGCUGGAGAGCAAUGCGUUCUUCAGUCCCCAGUGGGGAGGGGUCUACAUCUACAAUGUGGCCCCUCCCUCCCCUGACACCGAGGGGCCAGUGCAACACACGCUGGAUAUGUCGCGCAUUAUGGAGGUCUUUGUGACUGAACUCAGACUGCUACUGAACUUCAAUUCACCGGCAUCCGAAGAGCAUGAUGUGUUGCCAACGGGAGUAGAGUCCAUUCGUGACUGGGAGCUGGAUGUAUGGUUGCGCAGUCGCUGUGUGGAGAACCUUGCUACCUCGUCUGCCUCACUGAAGUCUCUUGCUCAACUGCUUGGCAAGAUCAGUAACAUAGUCAUCAAGGACGACAUUGGAAAUGAGGUGAAGACAGCAGUUGCAGCCAUGCAGCUGGCUCUGGACUUACUGAGGGACGGAGACCUGAAGGCGGCAUACCUGGAGUCGAGGAGGGCUGUGACUGCUUCAGAAAAGGCCUUCUUUGACCCAUCUUUACUGGAGCUUUUAUACUUCCCAGAGGAUCAAAAGUUCGCCAUCUAUAUCCCACUGUUCCUGCCAAUCAGUUUCCCAGUGAUCUCCUCCCUUUGGCAGGCCUACAAAUGGUGGCGUGGGGCUGACAAACCAAAAACUGAAUGAGGAGAAUUGGCUUACUUAGUGUUUUAAAUAAACUAAGCAGGGAUUUCCAUUGUAGCAGAAUACUGUAUUUUGAAGCAUGCAUUUUGAAAUGUUAUCACUUUUGAAUCCUUCAAAAUGUUGGCCUUGAAUCAUUUUAAAGCAAAUAUAACCAGGAAGGUAAGUCUAUAAUAUAUAUUAUGUCAUGAAAAUUGGGGGUUUGCAUAGUAUUUUUCUCAAAUUUAUACUUACAAAUAUUGGCAGAUCAAUUAUGCAGAAAAAAUGUUACUCUUGAUUUUGGUAUUUUGACCGCCCAAAAAGCGUAUUUGACUCCUGCAAGGAAGGUUUAUUUAAAUCCUGGUUCUCAAAAUCAAUCGAAAGCCAUUGGCAAGGGAGACUGAUGAAGUCCUUUGAAAAGAAAUAGAAUGAUAAGGGUGUUGAUUUUGUUGCUGGCAUUUUGAACAAACAAGAGAGAGAGAGAGGAUAAGGGUCCUUAGAAAAGUGUAAUAUUCUAUGUAUAUCUUAUGUGCAGCUCAAUAUGUUUUGUAUUUUUUAACUCGCCUGAGUAUAAAGUGCUCAAGAUGAGUUAUGGCGAUCAUCCUAUGUCUGGUGGCAUGUGGUGUUCGUCGUCAACUUUUAACCUGUUACCACUCUAGAGGCCACAUUUUAAUGCCCCUACAACGUGGGAAGUAUUAAGCCUUGCACUUGUCUGCUCAGCCUGAAUCUUGUGUUUUGAUCUCAAACAUAUUAACUGGGUGGAUCUUACUCAAACUUUUGCAGUUCAAUUGUAGAUAUGAUGUAAAAGAAAUGAUUUUGGCAUGGGACGAUUUUAUGCAGCAUUUUGACCUUUGUCUGUAUUUCCAACAUAGUGGCUUUAUCCAAGUCCAAACAUGUGUUGUGGGUGCAUCAGUAUUUGUGACAUAUUUCUUGUUAAAUCAAUGUCAAUAAAACUCGGUCUGAGUGUUUAUCUUGACAAUAUCUAGACUUAGUUUGAAUCUUUGUCAAGUGUUUCCCAAAACAUUUCACCAGGUGAAUUUUUUUAAAAACCUUGUAACCACGCUUAGGGUCAUAUUUAUGGCUCUUUCUUGAAACUUUGCCAGAUUGUUUAUUUUGACAAUAUCUAUGUCAAGUUUGAAUCUGGGUCAUUUGUGUCUAGAAACUAUUUCACCAGGUGAGCCAGUUAGCAUUCACCAGGUGAACCAGUUAGCAUUCACCAGGUGAACCAGUUAACAUUCACCAGGUGAACCAGUUAGCACUGUAGAAUCCACAUCUUUUACUCAAUCUUGAUGAAACUUGGUAGUAUUUUAAUAAACAAUAUCAAGGUCAACUUUAAAUGUGGGUAAAUUGUGUCCAAAAACUAGGUCACUAGGUCAAAUGUUUGGAUUCUAGAAGCCACAUUAAUAACUCAAUCUUAAAGAACUUUGGUCAGAAUGUUUUCUUGGCUGUAUCCAAGCAAAAUUUGAAUCUGGUUCUUGGUCACCGAAAACUAGGUCACAAGGUCAAGUCUUUAAAAAAAAUCUCCCUCAAAGCCACUUUAAAUUCAAUUGUUAUGAAACUUGGUCAUAAUCUUUAUACUUGAUUAAGAAUCUUUAUACUUGAUUAAGGCCUUGUUUGAGUCUGGGUCAAAUUUGUUAAAAUAUUGGCUCACCAAAUUAAUUUGUGACUCUUUGUUUAGCUUGAACUCAGUUGAGCACUUCAGGACCAUCACCCUCUUGUUGAUGUGUUACCGCUGAUCAAAAGUGCUGUAAAUCAUGCACAGGCCAUUGGCAAUAAAUACAGAUUAUGCUGCCAAAUUAAGUUAUGAUGAUUCAUAAUUCCAAUUAUGUUGUGUCUUGUGCAUUUAAGUGUAAAACCAUAUAGUAUAUAUGAAGUUAUUUAGCAUGUUUGUCCUGUUAAAGAUAUAACCUUAUGCUGACUUUUUUAUUUAAUGUUCAAAAUUGAGCUGAUAUUUUGUAUUAUUUUCAUAUAAUUUAUUUGAAAACUUAUCCCAAAGUGUGUUGUUUUUGUUGUUAUGGAAAUAUUAUCACUUUCAAUAAAACACUCGUAUUUUGAUAUCUACAAUGUAUUGUAUUUCUUGUCUAAAAUAAAAUCAUGUUAAGCUCGA